AUGGUGAACGCCCAAUUUGAUCAAACUGUCACAUGUUAUCUUACUGGACAGGAACUAACGAGAGGUACCCUUAACAAUGAAUCUGUUUCAUCAGCUCCCGGAAUAAUAGAAGAACCAACAUAUGUCGAAAUAAUUGACACUACCCCACCAUCAGAGUUUGGACCAGUGGACAAACAACGUCACUUUGGAAUUCUCCGCAACACAGUGACCAAUCGAUUCCGUAAACUAAUGCUGAUAGCAUUAGUUAACUUAGUUGUUGUUCUUUUCCUCUUUGUUUUUUUUCUGAUAGCUCAUUUGGACAAAAAACAUGACAACGUUCUUGUUAGUUCUACGUUGCAUAAUUAUGUGAAAACUACGACUUUUCCUGCACCAACUACUUUAACUACAAGAACUGAUACAACAGCUUACUCUCAUACUUUUGCCACUACGACGAGACCUUUCGAUCCUAUUGUAUGCUCUCCAAAUCAAAAGUCUACAUUUUUCUAUGCGUAUUCCAAUGAUCUCACUGCAGAUCAAGUCUUGAACACCUGGAAAUCCAUUUACUACAACUCAAAUUUCUUUUUUGAAACCUAUGCAUUAGGACGAUUUGACGUGAUGAACAACUUGAAUGAAGUUAUUUUGACAUUUGUUUCCAGCGACAGUUACAAGUUAUUCUUCUUCAAAAAAAACGUGACACAUUGUGGAGCAACUCUUUUUAUUAUCACGAAACGCCUUCCUACAGACGCCUAUAUCGAUGACUUAGUAUCUAAGCUCAAAAAAUAUCAUGCUCAUGUCACAUUCGUUGUAUCUGAGAACUCAUUAGGUGGAUUGUCGUCAGAACCAUUGUACAGAUUGGCAAGUGAAACUAAUGGAGUCUGUAUUUUCACGGAAGAUGAUAAUAUUCAAAACGUAUGGAUCAUUCAUCUAGUUUCGAAGUACUAA
This is a messenger RNA of Caenorhabditis remanei, 921 nucleotides long. RefSeq lists its product as uncharacterized. The record is from RefSeq and is a predicted model, not a curated record. Lineage: Eukaryota; Metazoa; Nematoda; Chromadorea; Rhabditida; Rhabditidae. The coding region runs from base 1 to 921 and encodes 306 amino acids. The transcript has 5 exons.